AUGCCGCGAGACAAAAGUCGUUACCGAGAUAAACGGAGUUCUUCUUAUAGCUCAGACUCAUCAUACGAACGUAAAAAAUCCAAAACAAAACAUAAAAAACGUUCACGUUCAAGGGAUCGUUCAGAGUCUAAUAGCCAUAGAAGAAAACGAUCGACCUCACGUUCAAAGCACAAGAGAAGAAGCUACUCACGUAGUCUUUCAAAGGAACGGUACGAAACAAAAUCCAGUAAGCGAUCGUCAUCACGCUCACGAUCAAAGCGUUCAAGACGAACAAUAUCUAGAGAACGUUCUCGCUCGAGAUCAAGUUCCCGGAGUAGAUCAAAAUAUUCCAAAAACAGUAAAAAGCAUAGAAGAAGAUCACAUUCGUCAAGCAGUCACAGCUCUUUUGACAUAGAACGUCCCAUAAAAUCCGGAAGGACAAACUUAGAUGAUACAGAAACAAAAGUAGAAAAGGCAAUUAAAGCUGCAGAAGCUGUUGGUUUGACUAUGACAAAAAUUCCCUCAUAUGAUUACAAAGAUGUGGAAGUGAAAGCUGACAUGCCAACGAUUCAUGAUAGAAACUUGAUUGCUGAAUUAAAUAGUGAUACUUUUAUUCAGAAAUCCUUCACAUCAUCUAGAAGCAAAAAACAGUCACAGAAUAUUGUUAUAGAUCUAAAUGCAGAAACUAUAAAAGUCCCUGAAUCAGAAAUUAAAGUUCAAAAUGAUGAAUAUAUUAUAAAUUUUGAUGCAAUACCUAGUGAGGAAGAAUUAAAAGAGAUGUGGGUGAAGAAACUAUACCAGUAUAGAAAAAAAAUGCUUAAAGGGGAAAUAUAA
Messenger RNA from Parnassius mnemosyne (clouded apollo), 813 nucleotides. The record is from the annotation of a GenBank genome assembly. Lineage: Eukaryota; Metazoa; Arthropoda; Insecta; Lepidoptera; Papilionidae.